GAAGCAAUUAAGCAAGUUUUGUUUUAGUUGUAAAAUACAUUAAAUGAUCAAGAGAAACACUUCUUAUAUUGGCAUUUUUUGGCUUAUAUUUGCAUGGUUGCUUUCCUUCACACAAGACGUGUAGACGACUAAUGGCUUAGUUCACGUUCUGGUAGCAUACAAGGGGAACGGAAUUGGUUCGAUAUAAGCGCACAAUGUACACAGAGACAUUAAAAAAAUAUACUUGCUCCAGAAUUGAGACAGUUAGAGAAACAAAACGUAACCACGAUGGCCGUUGCUGCCAUGCAUCAUCGGUACAGAAGGAGUUAUUUACAACAAUGUAACAUACUUCUCGAUUGUUUUGCAUUUUUUACAGUACCCAACCAAACGCCCGCCAUUGUUGAAACAUACCUUACAAGUGCAACUAGUUUGCGAGUGUCCUGGACAGCUGUAAAGGAGCCAAUUGCAGGUUACCAAGUAGCAUUUCGUUCUACCAGCGCCGGAGAAUGGACAAGUGUAUACGCCACUUCUCAAACCUUUUCGAUGCAUUUGGAAAACUUAAAGAAGGGUGAUGUUUACCGGUUAAGAAUAGCGGCGUUCAAUGCUGCUGGGAAUGGAGUCCCAAGUGGUGGAGCUGAAAUUCACAUGAAAGAAGGAGUUCCUACAGUGGCUCCCGUAGUAUCAUUGUCCGAUACCAAAACUACUACCUCUCUGAUCAUUUCUUGGACUGCCAUACCUGACGAAUACGUCACAGGUAAACUACUGGGUUACCACAUCACUUACAAACCAGUAAAGAUAGCUGAGCAACGUAUUGACGGAACAGAAUCCCUCACAGUAACUGCGCAUGCGCCAGCAAAUGGGAAGCAUGAGUUUACUUUGGAUUCACUUAGCUCGUUUACUCAGUACAGCAUUACCGUAGCAGGAUACACAGCUGAAGGAGAUGGACAGACCAGCGAGGUUGUUCUUGGAGGUAAAAAAAUAAAUUAAGAAGAAGACUUUUCAUUUUUGGAACGAACUUGAUCAGCUCUAUUUUUGGCUUCAUAGUCUGCUGGGUAGGAAUCCCCAAGGUGCGAAUGGAAUGGGUACGACUGGGUACGAAUCCCGUAGCCUGAAUUUUGCUAAGCUUUCACGGCGAGUUUUUAAGUUGCUGCAACAAGUGAAAACGAAAAUAAUCCACAGCUUUUAAUUACCACAAAGAUACCUUUGUGUUGGUUUCAAUUUAAAGUAAAAUAUACUUAUUUUCGCGAAUAACCAAAUGAGGACAAGAACUUAUUAUAAUCCCGUGAAUUAUUUCAUGAGACCAACAUCAUUCAGUUGCGUCUUGGUUAACUCGAAAUUUCUCACAAAUCAGUUUAAAUUGUCUUUUAAUUUUAGCAUCAAUAGCAUCGAUAGUUACUCUUUUUUCUUUUCCAGAAACUUGCAAUUGUCCCAAAACACUGUACACAAAUUGGGCUUUGUAUCCUCCUUACGUAACAGAAAUCAACCAGCAACCUGCCGGAAUCAUUGGCGAGCUCAUUCAAGAGCUGAUUUUGUAUUCGUGCGGCAAGUGCCAAGGAGGGCAUGGCGAAACUUUUAUCGAUAUCAAGACCAAUGGAAAAGGAGCUGCUGCUAGAAAAACGUCAAUGAGCGAGGUACAAGCCGAUGUAGACGAUAGAACGCACGUCACCUUCCCUGUUUUAGGGAAUAUGGAUGACGAAAAGUACUUGAAGGAAUUUGUGUUCGUUCCUGUGGUUCAGUCACCGGGAAUCGCAUUUAUUUCAUUGGCCAGCCAGUUGUCAAGAACGGAAGUUGUCGCCUUGACGUGGAAUAGGAGCUGGCCUAUUGUUUUCCUGAUUGUGGUGAUGGGCUUCAUUGUCGCAGUGCUGAUCUGGAUCGCGGUAAGUAUCCACUUAAAAUAAGUUACAAAGGAAAAGAAUAGGUCUUAAAGGAGGUCAGUCACGGUAUUUUAAGUAAGUUUGGCCACUUAUGAAAUAACUUUUAAAAUAUUAG
Orbicella faveolata is the source of this 1968-nucleotide messenger RNA. RefSeq lists its product as uncharacterized. Gene Ontology annotation, biological process: cytokine-mediated signaling pathway. Gene Ontology annotation, molecular function: cytokine binding; cytokine receptor activity; ligand-gated monoatomic ion channel activity. Lineage: Eukaryota; Metazoa; Cnidaria; Anthozoa; Scleractinia; Merulinidae. Gene Ontology annotation, cellular component: membrane; external side of plasma membrane; signaling receptor complex. The record is from RefSeq and is a predicted model, not a curated record.